Molecule: messenger RNA, 669 nt
Organism: Funneliformis geosporum
Lineage: Eukaryota; Fungi; Glomeromycota; Glomeromycetes; Glomerales; Glomeraceae
Source: the annotation of a GenBank genome assembly
AUGGGAGCUUUUCAGAAAGGAACCAUACUUUGGCCUGGUGGAAUCGUUCCAUAUCAACCCAAUGCAACUCAUCCCUUUUGGCCCUUGAUCAUAAGAGCAAUAAACGAGAUGAAUGAUAAAACGGUGGUCAAAUUUAUCGAGAGAACGAAUCAAACAGAUUAUGUUUAUUUCACUUCCGAUAAUACUGGAAAUUGGUCCAUUAGCGUAGGUAAAGCGGGAGGACCACAUCAAGUGAACAUUGACAAGAAUGUAAGAUCCUUGCACGAAUUGGGGCAUGUUAUCGGGUUGAUACAUGAACAUCAAAGACAAGAUCGAGAUAACUUUAUUGAGAUUAAAAGAGAUUUCAUAGAUUCCGGAAACGAAUGGAACAAAAACAACCUCCUUGACACGAUGGAAAUCGAAUAUGAAACCGAAUAUGACGUUCACUCAUUCAUGCAAUAUUGGGAUACCGCUGGUGUAAAUAAUGAAACAAAAAAUAAAGAAUUGGCCAAAAGGAUUUUUACCGGUAUUGCCACUAUUGGAAUCUCAGAAAUUGGACCUAAUGUUGAAGGUCGUUCGAUGGUAUAUAAACGUGAUAAAAAUUUACGUAUUAGUACUAGUGAAUUCCUUUCUCCUUUGGACAUCGUUUGCAUUAAUAAUGUCUACCGUAAUUACGCACCUGCAUCCUGA